AUGGAUACAGUAUAUGGCACCAAAAAGUACUUUCAAAGCUUAUCUGGAGUCAGUGAUAUUUAUCGCACGCAAACAUGUCGAGCUAUGGCCACCGAUUACACUUACCAAAACACUCUGGGUCGCCGAUCUCAGCUAGGCGCCUACUAUCAUAUGAAUAAGCAGCCCUCUUACACAAAUGACCACAGCAUUGCGAGUCAGUAUGGCUACAAUACGUGGGGAAUAUGGCGUGAUGGCCGAAAUAUUGCGCCGUCCACUUUCUCCACAAAAACGCACACGCAUUAUCCAAAGAACCGCUCCUUCUCGAUUAUCCUAACAACCGCUGCCUUCAUCGUGCUUCUCGCUGUCAUCUCAAUUGCCGGCCUGGCAUUUUAUUUUAGUUCCAUCAAGGCCACAUUAGAAGAACCCAUACUGGGAUUCGAAGGAUCGUUUCGCAUUGCUAAGGGCGAUCUUUACUCAACCGGUCUAAAAUACAAUCACACCACCACAUAUAAGCAGAAAAUCGAGUUCUACAAGCGUUUCGUGGAGCGUGCAUUGGCCGACAAUGGACUCCAGGCCUUGCGCACCGAUGUCUGGGGCUUUGGCGACGGUCCACUGAUCAAAAUCUCAUUUCGCGUUUUCUUGGACGUGCGCAAACUACCGCAGAAUAUUCUAAGUGUGGAGGAGUACAUAAAGGAAUCAUUGUUCCUAGAAACUUCGGGUACAAAAUCGCUCUACCGAUCAUUGCGCUUAGACGCGGAAUCUGUUGAGAUAAAGCGCAUAAUGGACGAACAAGUUGUUCGAUCAGCGGCAAUAUUGAAGGAAGCACAAACGGUUCCCACUAGUCAAACCCAAUUGGAGAAACGGCUUAUGAAAAAAGGAGGAGGUGCGCCGCUGCAAACCAAACCAGUAGCAGUGAGUACACCGAAACCGCGCACCACCGCUCGUCCACAUUCCACAGAUGAUGAGCCGGAUAUAGAUGUGGAGAACGCACCUGUCAUACAGGGCUCCUUUGAGGGAUCAUUUGAAAUAACUAAGACCGAUGCCGACAUAGCGCGCAAGAAAACAUCACCCACAAGAGCCUAUCAGAGCAGUAGCCUACCUCCAAAAGCUGUUACGCCCUAUGCACUGCGUGUGAAGCCCAAGAAGCCGAGCUUAGAAAAGCUGACCACAGUCACACCCCAGGGUCAACCGCAACCCCAACCCAUCCUCUUGAGCAGCACAACAUCAGCACCAACCACAACGAAACCCACUACAACAACUAGACAGACGACAACAACUACAGUGACAACCACCACCACAACAACAACAACAUCUAAGCCCACAUCACAGAAACCGACAUCAGAAGCUAAUACUUGGACCAGCUCCACAACGACAACAACCACGGCGCGCCCAGUCAUUACAACAAAACUUCCCAAUUCAUUUACUUUCCCAUCACUUUCGCCGCCUACCUCAACUGUCGUAGUGCCGAAGCUAGAUGCCAACCUGUUCACCACAUUUCCCAUUCUGGAUACGCAGCCGUGGCGUCCAAUACACCGUGAAGUUCCAGAACUUUUACCAGGGCCUCCACCGGCAUAUCCGACGAAAACGUUGCCAGUUGCCGGAAAAGGGCAGCACCCUGCUUCCGCAUCGACACCGGCCACUCUUAACCAUAUACCACAACGUCGCAUAGAUGAGUUUGAACUACCCUUUAUAGCUGAAAAUCCUACACCCCCAUCGGCCGCAAUGUUGCCAUCGGCCCAUGAUCCGUACAUGCAAAUGCCAAGUUUCCACGGACCCGCUAUGGCUAAGCCCGACUUCAGUAAUGAUAACGAAAACGAGCCAAAUCAGCAAGAUAUGCUUUUUUAUCAUAAUUUCGGCAGUCCAAUACUUUUGCCAGGCACCGAAAAUAUUGAACGUUUAGGCGGCGCAUUUGUGGAGCCCCAUCCACUACCAGUACCGCUUAUAGAUGAUGUUCUUAUACCGCCAUUUAAGCCAAUUAAUCCAACUUUAGGCACCAUGGAUAAAAUACCAUUCAACAUUGAUGCUGGCAGUGAAAAAUUUGAGCAUUUAGGUGGCGGUGUAAUAGCUAAAAAGCAGGAAAAUGGUACUAAGUCAGAAACAAAAUCGGACACGGUUUUACUGCAAUCUACUACGCCUAAAAUAAUAUCCACUACCGUGACUGGCUCCACGACUCCGCUUCAGGUUCAAGUAAUGGCAGAGCAAACAAGUUCUGUGCCAUUGCCAGAUUCUAAGCCAACUGGCAAUUCAGUGCUGGCCGAUACCAUCGGAGAAUUCUUCAUGGAGUUGCUGAACCUGCCGAAAGAGGAAAAUUUAACAACAACGACUACGACCACUCAAGAGCCUUUAGAGUCGCGUAUAGAGCCAGAGGAAUCUGAAAGCGUAGAAUCUCUAAAUAUAACAGAGAAAGUCACAACCAUUAAACCAACAUUCUUGAAUCUGAAGGAGCUGAUACUGCAACGUAACCAGCCCAAUACUAACAUUCAGUCGAACGCUACCUUGACUUCACAGACAACGACAAAAACUACAACAAUGGCAACAACUAGAAGCACUACCUCCACCACAACCACUGCGAAGCCCACAAUCAUUACCACCACAAAAAGAAAUCGCAUACGGCCGAGCAGUGAUCGACCGCCCACAAUGCUAGACGAUUCUAACCUCUUUCCAUCACACUCGAAGUGGGAAUUUGUGAAUAGUUCGUCGACUCAAAACUUUGGCCACAAUGGCAAUAUGAGAAAAGUUUUUAACCAAACUCUGCAGGCGUGGGUGUCCGAGGACAUUGACAAGUCCGAGAACUUUACGCUCGAUGAUAUUAAGACACGCAUCAACAAUGCAACCAAUAUUCAAGACAUAUCUCUGAUCUUUGACACACUAGCCUCGAAACUAGGCAUUACACCAAGUUUGCCCACAAAGUUUCCCCCAUUUUCGCAAAAUAAGCUUAAGCACUCCCAGAAGAAUGAUACUAAAAUGAGACCAUUUAUCACAACUACGGAGCUGCCCAUCGAGAAAACUAGCGUUAGAAACUUUAUAGAACUUCCUUUGCAACAAAGAGAGCCUUUCAUAAAACCUAUGUCCAGUUUUAUGGAGGACAAUUCGCCUGAAGUCCUUGGAGCUGCUAUUCCUGUUGUCGGUGAAGCGGAAGUUGAAGUCGUGGACCCUCUUAAUUACGAAGAAAUGCUUAAAAUCUCACAAUUUGCCGAAUCUACAUCAACAGAACCUACUUUGCAACAUCUAGUUACACUACUGCCCGUCCGUUCCAACUCGGGGAUUCGCACGUACAAGCCUCCCGUUGAAGAAAUUGAGUCCCAACGGAGUCAAUCUGGGUCUGCACCUUCUCUAGUUAAAGCUAACACCACUAUCCGGAGAAAAAUUAAUGUAAACCAUAGUCGAAAAUUUGGUCCUCCGCCAGAAGCGGUUGUAAAGGGGGGCCUUAAGGUAACGGUCAACUAA
Molecule: messenger RNA, 3426 nt
Organism: Scaptodrosophila lebanonensis
Lineage: Eukaryota; Metazoa; Arthropoda; Insecta; Diptera; Drosophilidae
Product: mucin-5AC
Exons: 5
Coding region: 1-3426 (1141 amino acids)
Source: RefSeq, a predicted model, not a curated record